Clunio marinus is the source of this 469-nucleotide messenger RNA. The record is from the annotation of a GenBank genome assembly. Lineage: Eukaryota; Metazoa; Arthropoda; Insecta; Diptera; Chironomidae.
UGCAAACUGUUUCUAUCCUUUUAAUUGGAAAGUAUUCAACCGUGUAAGUCAGCAUUAAAUAUAUUUUCCAGGUGACUGGUGAAAAGGCCAUACUGAGUCAGUUUGAAACAAAAAUCGAUAGUGAAGAUUUGGAGCUGAUAUCGCGGACGGUUCAAGUAAAAUUUCAACUCGAUGAGCGGCAUAUUGGUUUUGUUCCGAAACAGAUUUUUCUGAAAUGUGUGGCAAAUAUCGAAAAUAUUCCAUAUUUGAGGAGACAGACAAGCGAACUCAUCUACAUUUUAUCGGAUGAUUUGCAGAAUUUGCGUUUGGUUAAUUCGCAAAGUUUAUUAUUUCGAUCUUGGAUGAUUAUGACGACUUCUUUGUGUGUCUCCUUGCUUUCAUCAUACAUGUUGAAUUCAACUAAAUAAUGUACAAAAUAAAAGCUUAAUGUUGAGAGUUUUUAAAAAGUAAAAUUAAAAGUGUAUCUGCA